AUGUUCUACUGGUUCGUGGAGUCCCAGCAUGCCCCGGCGACGGACCCCGUGAUCCUCUGGACGAACGGCGGGCCCGGGUGCUCUGGGCUCGGCGGCUUCCUUGGCGAGAACGGCCCCUUCCGCGUCGGCCCGGGGGGCAGGGAGCUCACCAGCAACGACCACGCAUGGAACAAGGUGGCCAACAUGGUUUUCAUCGAGCAGCCUUACGCCCAGCAGGACUUCUUCAUCUCGUCGGAGUCCUACGGCGGGCACUAUAUGCCCACCCUCGCCCAGAGCCUGCGGGCCGCCAAGGACCGGGGGAGGAGGGCCAGGUGCGACUUCCUGCGGCGCUCCCGCCCUUUCCGCGGCAUAUUCCUCGGCAACCCGCUGACCUACAUGCCUUACCGGAACCACGGCCAGUACGGCACGGCCUGGGGGCACCAGCUCCUGCCCGCGCCCCUGUGGAGGCGCUACGAGUCCGCGGGCUGCGCGACGAGCUUCCCCAACAUCACCGGGGAGAUGGACCUCAUCCUCGGCGGCUUCGACGCCUACGCCCUCGACUUCGACAAGUGCGGCACGCCCGCGGCGGCUGGCCGGCACGAGCGCCGUCAGCUGCGCCGCGCCGUGCUGCGGGCUUCCAGGGCGGCCUCCGAGGGUGCAGGGGCGCCGGCGCUCGAGGCCGAGGGCCCGUACGAGCCCUGCAUCCAGGACUUCCUGCACGAGUACCUCAACCGCGAGGAUGUCCAGACCGCCAUCCACGUGAAGCCCGGCGCCAAGUGGGGCAUGUGUUCCGACUCGGUCAGCGAUGCCUACGACCUGAACGACGUGAACGCCCCGAUGAUGCCGAUCUGGCAGGAGCUCAUCGAGGGCGGUGGCCUGAACAUCAUGAUCUAUUCUGGCGACGACGACUCCGUGUGUGCGACCCUAGGUAGCCAGCAGUUCGUCUGGGACCUCGGCUACGGCGCCAAGCCUGGCAAGGCUUGGCAGGCUUGGAAGGUGUCCGACCAGGUAGCUGGUUUCGUCACCGAUUUCGCGGUGCCCAGCCUGGGUGCUUUCCGCUUCGCCACCGUUCACGGCGCCGGUCACAUGGUGCCUGCCACCCAGCCCGCCAGGUCAUUGGCAUUAUUACAGGCGUUCCUUGCGAAGACCGAGGACGUUGCAAAGCCCACGGUGGUGGUGUGA
Messenger RNA from Prorocentrum cordatum, 1161 nucleotides. Lineage: Eukaryota; Dinophyceae; Prorocentrales; Prorocentraceae. The record is from the annotation of a GenBank genome assembly.